AUAUAAGUGGUGAUAACCGAUGAUGAGAACCAUUUGUGAAAGGGAAAAAGAAAAUUAAGGAAGACAAUCUUAAGGUUGAGGAUGAAGCCACGAGUAAAAUCUUCUUGGAAAGGCUUGCUCUAUUACUUCUUCUUCUUGGUGGUGGUGGUUUUGUUUUCAUGCAGUCAAUCCAUUACUGCCCAGACUAACGCCACCACCGAUCCUUCCGAAGUAAAGGCAUUGAACUCAAUCUUCCAACAAUGGAAUGCACAAGCAGUGGCAUCAUGGAACACCACUGGAGACCCAUGCAGUGGAACUGCUCUUAGCCAAGGACUAUCGGAAUUUGAGGAUCCUUCUAAUAACCCAGCUAUCACAUGUGAUUGUUCUUUCAACGAUAACACAGUUUGCCACAUUACUCGGCUAAGGGUAUUUGGACUAGAUAAGCGUGGAGUAUUACCAAAGGAACUUUUGGAUUUGCCUUAUCUGGAUUUCUUGAAGCUGGAUAGGAACUUCUUCUCUGGUCCUUUGCCAGCAUUCAUUGGAAAUAUGUCUAGAUUGGGUUUACUAUCACUUGCUCAUAAUAAUUUCUCUGGAACUAUUCCAAAGGAGUUUGGAAAUCUCAAGAAGCUAUACCUACUGUCUUUGGGUAAUAAUGAUAUCUUUGGAAAAUUGCCUCCAGAACUUGGUAAUUUAGCCGAACUUGGAGAACUAUACAUUAACAGUUGUGCAUUAAGUGGUGAGAUCCCCUCAACAUUUGCUAAACUUAAAGACCUGCGAACUGUGUGGGCGUCUGAUAAUGCUUUCACAGGCAAAAUACCAGACUUUUUUGGUAACUUGACAAAGCUUACAGCAUUGAGAUUUCAAGGGAACUCUUUUGAAGGUCCAAUACCAUCCAGUUUAGGAAAUCUAACCUCAUUGACUUCUUUGCGAAUUGGCGAUAUAUACAACGGGAGUUCUUCCUCUCUUGAUUUCAUAAGAAAUUUAAAGAACUUGACCGACUUGGUUCUAAGAAAUGUGUUGCUCACUGGUAAUUUGCCAUCUUAUAUCACGGAAUUACAAUAUUUACAAAAGCUGGAUUUGAGUUUCAACAACUUAACAGGCCGAAUUCCAAGUGUUUUGUUCACUAUGAAAUCUCUUGAAUACUUGUUUCUUGGAAAUAAUGGUCUGUCAGGUUCUAUUCCCAGCCAAAAGAGUGAAACUCUUACGACCAUAGAUUUAUCAUACAAUUUUCUAUCAGGGAACUUGCCUUCUUGGGUAAACUCACGCUUACAGCUGAACCUUGUGGCCAACAACUUUACAUUUAACAGUUCAAUCAAUAGGCUUUUACCAGGAUUAGAAUGCCUCCAAAGAAGCUUCCCAUGCUUUAGAAAUGCUCCACGAUAUGCAAAUUUUUCGAUCAAGUGUGGUGGACCAGCGAUGAUAGCUGAUGGGAUAUCAUUCGAUGUUGAUAAUAGUACACUUGGCCCAGCAACAUUUAAUAUAUCCAGUAUACGAAAAUGGGCGGUUAGCAAUGCAGGCUUGUUUGCAGAAAGGCCAAUUCAACAGUAUGUGCAAAACUUCGCAGGAACAGUGAGUGGUACCAACACUCCGAAGCUGUAUGAGACUUCAAGGCUAUCCCCCGGAUCACUCAGAUACUAUGGCCUAGGCCUUGAGAACGGGUCUUAUACUGUAAGACUGUUCUUUGCAGAGACUGGUUUCCCGGAGCUUGCCUCACAGUCUUGGAAGAGUCUAGGAAGGCGUGUUUUCGACGUUUAUAUUCAGGGAACCCGACAACUAAGGGAUUUUGAUAUAUCAAAGGAGGCUGGUGGUGUUAAUAAAGCAAUAAUUAGGAAUUUCACCACUAAUGUAACUGGGAACCAUCUUGUAAUUCACCUGUUUUGGGCUGGUAAAGGGACUACUGGCAUACCAACAACCGGUACUUACGGUCCAGCCAUUUCAGCUAUUAGUGUUGUUCCAAAUUUCAAACCAUCUGUCAGUGGGUUACCACCGGACAAUCCUAAAAAAAAGAAGCACACAGCAUUGAUUGCUGGUGUUACAAUACCUGUAGUAGCAUUGGCUUUGAUACUUAUAUUUUCAAUUCUUUAUAUGAAGAGAGAAAAAGAAGAAGAUGAUGAUGAUGAGGUGCUUCUUGGAAUCAGCCCUAGACCAAACACAUUUAGUUAUUCCGAGUUAAAAGCAGCCACCGAAGACUUUAAUCCUUCAAACAAGUUAGGAGAAGGGGGGUUCGGACCUGUGUACAAGGGUACACUUUCAGAUGGGAAAGUUGUAGCUGUAAAACAACUUUCAGUAGCAUCAAACCAGGGGAAAGAUCAGUUUGUUACUGAGAUAGCUACCAUAUCAGCAGUACAACAUCGUAAUCUUGUCAAACUAUACGGGUGCUGCAUCGGAGGAAAUAGGCGCCUCCUUGUUUACGAGUAUCUUGUGAACAAAAGCCUUGAUCAUGCACUUUGGGGACAAAAGGACUUGCAUCUUGAUUGGCCAACUCGCUUCAAUAUUUGCCUUUUAACUGCAAAAGGGCUGGCUUAUCUUCACGAGGAGUCUAGGCCAAAGAUUGUUCAUAGGGAUGUCAAGGCAAGCAAUAUUUUGCUUGAUGCAGAGCUGUGCCCCAAAAUAUCUGAUUUUGGAUUGGCAAAGCUUUAUGAUGACAAGAAAACACAUAUCACCAGUCGCGCUGCUGGAACAGUUGGCUAUCUGGCACCAGAGUAUGCAAUGCGCGGUCAUCUUUCAGAGAAAGUAGAUGUUUUUAGCUUUGGUGUUGUUGCUUUGGAGAUUAUAACUGGUAGACCAAACUCUGACAAUAGAUUAGAAGAUGGUAGAGUUUAUCUUCUUAAUUGGGCAUGGACCCUGCAUGAAAAUAACCAACUCUUGAGCCUUCUUGAUCCUACGUUAGUGGAGUUCGAUGAAAACGAAGCUCUUCGAGUGAUAGGGGUAGCAUUUUUAUGCACUCAGGCAUCACCGUCAUUGCGACCGUCCAUGUCUCGUGUUAUUGCUAUGCUUGUAGGAGAUACUGAAGUGGGCAACGUUACAACAAAACCAAGCUAUUUAACCGACUGCGACUUUAAGGAUGUAACAGGGGAUUAUGAGUAUAAAACAGACACCUUCAUGGAUAAAGAAUCUCAAAAGUCCAAUGCAUCCGAUCAUAGUAGCAAUGGAAUCAAGAGUAAGAACAAUACUCUUUCAGGGCUAAAUGAUCAACCAAUACUCUCCCCAGUAAAUGUUUCUGGAUUCAGGGAGAGCAUUGGAGAAGGAAGGUGAGAGUUGUUUGUUUCCAUGCAUGCAUGCUAUAAUCGCAUACGAGUCUGUCUUAUUGGGCAAAUUGUCGCCAUACGUGAAUAAUGAAAUUUGCCACCAAGCUUUGAUUGAUA
Gossypium raimondii (Peruvian cotton) is the source of this 3344-nucleotide messenger RNA. RefSeq names its product probable LRR receptor-like serine/threonine-protein kinase At1g56140. Gene Ontology annotation, molecular function: ATP binding; protein kinase activity; protein binding. Gene Ontology annotation, biological process: protein phosphorylation. The coding region runs from base 82 to 3234 and encodes 1050 amino acids. The transcript is spliced from 24 exons. NCBI's taxonomy places the organism in Eukaryota, Viridiplantae, Streptophyta, Magnoliopsida, Malvales, Malvaceae. The record is from RefSeq and is a predicted model, not a curated record.